AUGGCGCCCGGUAUAUUGGAGGAGGAUUCUGAGGUGGCGGUCGAGAAGGUGACCUCACUGGCCCAGUUGACCGAGGAAUGGGAUGAUACCAUCCGAUUCUAUCUUAACGGCACCAAGGUUGCCGUCGACACUGUCAACCCGGAAGUGACCCUGCUGGAAUACCUGAGAGGUAUCGGACUGACAGGAACCAAGCUUGGCUGUGCCGAGGGGGGCUGCGGUGCUUGCACGGUGGUGGUUUCGCAUAUCAACCCAACCACGGGGAAAAUAUAUCACGCUUCCGUCAAUGCUUGCAUUGCCCCGCUGGUCAGCAUCGAUGGAAAACACGUCAUAACCAUUGAAGGAAUUGGAAAUGUGAACAACCCCCACGCAGUUCAACAGAGGAUCGCUGUCGCGAAUGGGAGUCAGUGUGGUUUCUGUACUCCAGGGAUUAUCAUGAGCCUAUAUGCCUUGCUGCGAAAUGACCCCACCCCCGAUGAACAUGCAGUCGAAGAAGCAUUCGAUGGGAAUCUUUGUCGCUGUACCGGUUACCGACCUAUUCUUGACGCCGCUCAGAGUUUUAACUCUCGAAAUAACUGUGGCAAAGCAAGUGCAAAUGGAGGCUCUGGCUGCUGCAUGGACAAGAAUGGUGGGGGCGGUGGUUGUUGCAAAGGCGCACCCCCAGUAAAUGAAGACGCGAAGGAUGAGCCGACGUUCCCUGCGCCUGACUUCAAGGCCUAUAACCCGGAUACAGAACUGAUCUUCCCAUCGGCAUUGAGGAAACACGAGUUCCGACCACUCGUAUUUGGCAAUAAGAAAAAGAAGUGGUAUAGGCCAGUGACAGUCGAACAGCUGUUGCAAAUCAAGGGUGUACACCCAGAAGCCAAAUUGAUUGGCGGAAGCACGGAGACCCAGAUUGAGAUCAAAUUCAAGGCUAUGAACUACGCUGCCUCGGUUUAUGUAGGCGAUAUUCCCGAGCUAAAGCAGUUUGCCUUCCACGAUGACCACCUUGAAAUUGGAGCCAACAUAUCGUUGACCGACUUGGAGUCAGUCUGCGACGAGGCGGUUAAGCGUUAUGGGGCUGUUCGAGCACAGCCCUUCAAAGCGAUUAAAAAACAAUUGCAUUAUUUUGCUGGACGACAGAUUCGAAAUGUGGCAUCCCCAGCUGGCAACCUGGCCACCGCAUCGCCCAUCGCCGACUUGAAUCCGUGUCUCGUUGCAACAAAUACAACUCUUGUCGCCAAAUCACUUUUAGGAGAGACCGAAAUCCCCAUGACCGAAUUCUUUUUGGGCUACCGCAAAACAGCUCUCGCUCAGGACGCCAUCAUUUCCAGCCUUCGAAUUCCUGUCGCUGCGGCAAAGGGCGAAUAUUUCCGCGCCUACAAGCAAGCAAAGCGGAAGGAUGAUGAUAUUGCUAUUGUCACAUCUGCGCAGCGUGUAUCACUAUCUGAGAACAACGAUGUGACUAGUUGCAACCUCAUCUUUGGCGGUAUGGCGGCGUUGACUGUAUCUGCGAAGAAUGCCGAGACUGCUUUGAUCGGCAAGAAAUUCACCGAUCCUGCAACGCUGGAAGCUGUGAUGUGUGCCUUGGAAGCUGAUUUUGAUCUACCUUUUGGAGUCCCUGGUGGCAUGGCAACUUACCGAAAAUCACUAGCAAUGGGUUUCUUUUAUCGAUUCUAUCAUGACAUUCUAUCCAGCCUUGAAGUGAAGUCAUCUGACCUUGACCCUGACGUGAUUGCGGAGAUUGAACGAGCCAUUUCCACGGGAGAAAAAGACCACGAGGCAUCUGUGAAGUACCAGCAAAAGAUCCUCGGCAAGGCUACUCCCCAUGUCUCAGCACUAAAACAGGCCACUGGAGAGGCACAAUACACUGAUGAUAUCCCGGUGCAACACAAUGAAUUGUUUGGUUGCAUGGUACUAUCCACCAAGGCUCAUGCCAAGAUCAUCAGUGUGGAUUAUGCUGCGGCAUUGGACAUCCCUGGUGUCGUUGAUUAUGUCGACCAUAGAGAUUUACCCAGUCCUGAAGCUAACUGGUGGGGUGCGCCUGUUUCUGACGAGCAGUUCUUUGCCGUUGACAAAGUGAAUACGGCCGGCCAACCGAUUGGUGUAAUCCUUGCCACCAGCGCCAAGAUCGCGGAGGCAGGCAUGCGCGCCGUCAAGGUAGUAUAUGAGGAUUUGCCUGUCAUCCUUACCAUCGAGGAGGCAAUUGAGGCCGAAUCUUUCUUUGAGCAUUCCCGAUACAUCAAAUGCGGUGAUACCGAAGAGGCCUUCAAACAAGCCGAUCAUGUCUUUGAAGGCGUUUCACGAAUGGGUGGCCAAGAGCACUUUUAUCUUGAGACUCAAGCAUGUCUCUGUGUUUGGAAGCCCGAAGAUGGUGAAAUGGAAGUAUGGAGUGGCACGCAGAACCCAACUGAGACGCAAACCUACAUCGCUCAAGUCACAGGUGUGGCCGCGAACAAGAUAGUCUCUCGCGUGAAGCGUCUUGGAGGUGGAUUUGGUGGCAAAGAAACACGUUCUAUCCAGCUAGCUGGAAUCUGUGCUACUGCUGCCGCAAAGCUGAAGCGACCGGUUCGUUGUAUGCUUAACAGAGAUGAAGACAUCUUGACUUCAGGUCAACGCCACCCUUUCAUGUGUAAAUGGAAGGUGGGUGUUACGAAAGAAGGAAAGCUCUUGGCCCUUGACGCGGAUGUGUAUGCCAAUGGCGGCCACACCCAGGAUCUUUCUGGUGCUGUUGUUGAACGAAGUUUGUCACACAUUGAUGGUGUUUACAAAAUUCCCAACGUCAAUGUGCGUGGUAGGAUCUGUAAGACGAACACCGUCUCAAACACUGCGUUCCGUGGGUUUGGUGGCCCACAGGGCCUCUUCUUCGCUGAAUGUUACAUUUCAGAGAUUGCAGAUCAUCUGAAUAUCCCAGCGGAAGAUCUUCGCGCUCUGAACAUGUACCAGCCUGACGAAACCACACACUUCCACCAACCACUCAAGGACUGGCACAUUCCUUUGAUGUAUAACCAGGUUUUGGAAGAGAGCAAGUACAACGAGCGACGAGAGGCAGUGACAAAAUACAACAAAGAGCACAAAUGGUCCAAACGUGGGAUGGCUAUUGUACCAACAAAGUUCGGUAUCUCCUUCACAGCCUUGUUCCUGAACCAGGCAGGUGCCUUGGUACACAUCUACCACGAUGGCAGCGUUCUUGUGGCACACGGUGGUGUCGAAAUGGGACAAGGACUUCACACGAAGAUGGUCAUGAUCGCUGCCGAGGCUCUUCAAGUUCCCCAGGAAAGCGUCUUCAUCUCCGAGACAGCUACUAACACAGUUCCCAAUACCUCAUCAACUGCCGCGUCGGCCAGCUCUGAUCUCAACGGCUACGCUAUAUUCAAUGCUUGCGAGCAGCUCAAUGAGCGGUUAAAGCCAUAUCGUGAGAAGAUGCCCAAUGCGACAAUGAAGGAGCUUGCACAUACCGCAUAUUUUGACCGUGUUAAUCUUUCCGCGCAAGGAUACUAUCGGACUCCAGACAUCGGCUAUGUUUGGGGUGAAAACUCUGGACAAAUGUUCUUUUACUUCACACAAGGUGUCACCGCUGCUGAGGUCCAAAUUGACACCCUAACCGGUGAUUGGACUCCUCUGCGGGCUGACAUCAAGAUGGACGUCGGCCGUACAAUUAACCCGUCCAUUGAUUACGGUCAAAUCGAGGGCGCUUAUGUCCAGGGCCAGGGUCUCUUCACCACCGAAGAAAGUCUUUGGCAUCGCGCCUCCGGACAGAUAUUCACCCGUGGACCUGGCAAUUACAAGAUUCCUGGAUUCCGGGACAUUCCUCAAAUCUUUAAUGUUAGCCUGCUCAAGGACGUUGAAUGGGAGAAUCUGCGCACGAUCCAGCGUUCGCGUGGUAUUGGCGAGCCACCACUUUUCAUGGGUAGUGCUGUUUUCUUUGCUAUCCGUGACGCCUUGAAGGCAGCACGGGCGCAGUGGGGUGUCAAGGAAGUGUUGAGCUUGCGGAGUCCUGCUACGCCUGAGCGAAUCCGGAUUAGCUGCGCUGAUCCAAUUGUUGAGCGCGCUCGGGUUCAACCCAAGGAAGGCGAGCAGAGCUUCUUUGUUGCUAUCUAG
Molecule: messenger RNA, 4077 nt
Organism: Penicillium verhagenii
Lineage: Eukaryota; Fungi; Ascomycota; Eurotiomycetes; Eurotiales; Aspergillaceae
Product: putative xanthine dehydrogenase HxA
Exons: 4
Coding region: 1-4077 (1358 amino acids)
Molecular function (GO): iron ion binding; xanthine dehydrogenase activity; 2 iron, 2 sulfur cluster binding
Source: RefSeq, a predicted model, not a curated record